Equus quagga is the source of this 2295-nucleotide messenger RNA. It is a transcript of the gene RGS17, whose product is annotated as regulator of G protein signaling 17. The record is from RefSeq and is a predicted model, not a curated record. NCBI's taxonomy places the organism in Eukaryota, Metazoa, Chordata, Mammalia, Perissodactyla, Equidae. The coding region runs from base 139 to 849 and encodes 236 amino acids. The transcript has 6 exons.
GGCAGCAAAGCGGCUCCGCUAGAGGACCGAGCAGCCCAGCUUCGCGCCCCCGGACCUAUCGGUGCGCUGCCCACACCUCCAGGCGACUGGAACUGCACUACAUGAAAUAUUAAAGGAAGUUAUUCAGCCAGAAAGAAAAUGAUAUCAUGUGGAAACAGAUCUGCACAAAGAAGUGAAGUCGGCCAGACAUGCCAUUCGGGUACUGAAGUAGCUGAGAUGCGAAAAAGGCAGCAGUCACAAAAUGAGGGAACACCUGCUGUGUCUCAAGCGCCUGGAAACCAGAGGCCCAACAACACAUGUUGCUUUUGUUGGUGCUGUUGCUGCAGCUGCUCCUGCCUCACUGUUAGGAACGAAGAAAGAGGGGAAAAUGCAGGAAGACCCACACAUACCACAAAAAUGGAGAGUAUUCAAGUCCUAGAGGAAUGCCAAAACCCCACUACAGAUGAAGUCUUGUCCUGGUCUCAAAAUUUUGACAAGAUGAUGAAGGCCCCAGCAGGAAGGAACCUUUUCAGAGAGUUCCUCCGAACAGAAUACAGUGAAGAGAACCUACUUUUCUGGCUUGCUUGUGAAGACCUAAAGAAAGAACAGAACAAAAAAGUCAUUGAAGAAAAGGCUAGAAUGAUAUAUGAAGAUUACAUUUCUAUCCUAUCACCAAAAGAGGUCAGUCUCGAUUCUCGAGUUAGAGAGGUGAUCAAUAGAAAUCUGUUGGAUCCUAAUCCUCACAUGUAUGAAGAUGCCCAACUUCAGAUAUAUACCUUAAUGCACAGAGAUUCUUUCCCAAGGUUUUUGAACUCUCAAAUUUAUAAGUCAUUUGUUGAAAGUACUGCCAGCUCUACUUCUGAAUCUUAAUUUUCAUUAAAACGAAAAAUCAUUUUGGAGGGGUGGGAUGGGAAAUGAAAGUAGUUAAAUAACACCGCAAACUGAGUUCCUGGAGAACUACAGUUUAGCAUUCCUCAGGCUACUGUGAAAAUACAACCAUAUGGUCUUUGUCUCCAUUUUUAUCAAGGUUAUCCAUGGUUAAGUUUGGAGAAAAUACCACGUAAAACAAUGAAUUGCCAAAUCGUUUGAUUCAACACUCAUUCUACUUGCAAGCGAACUGUAUCUGUAGUCCUGUGAAUGGUCUCCUAGUGUCUCUCCAGAGACUGCAUGUGCAAAGUAAAAGUGCUUCAUUCGCCACAUAAUUGUUGUAAUAUUUAAUCCAAUGGCAUAACUUAUAUCUGUAUUUAAUGACUUUUGUGCAAUAUGGUCUUAUAGAAAUAAUUGCCAAAAAAUUGGCUGUGGUUUGCAUUUUUAAAUAUAAUCUAAGACAGAAAAAGCCAAUUUUUACAUUGUCACAAUGGUAUUCAACAUGCUAUAUACUGUGUUUAGUACACUAAUUUCGAAGCCAAUAUUUCUGUACCUGAAAAAAGAGCUAUUUAUCUCUGUUUGUUGGAAAAUCCUAAUGGGGAUUCCUCUGGUUGUUCACUGCCAAAACUGUGGCAUUUUCAUUACAGAAAAGUUUGCUAUGUAAAAAAAUAAGAAGAAGAAAAGAGAAAAAAAAGCACAAAACAAUUUGAAGAUAUUCUAUCUCAAUGACAAAUCAAAGAGUGAUAUUGUUUUUAAUUGUAAUAGAAGAAAAUGAAUCUAUGUAUAUAUCACAUGUCCAAUACUGUAAUUAAUUUAUUAAAGACUGGCUCUCCAGUUCUAAAAUGGUUGUGUAAAGUAUGUACUUUAGCGAGAAAAAAAUAAUAAGUUUGAUAACUUAGUUUUGGAAUAUAAAGAAAGGAUUUAAUAAAGGAAUGCCUACAUGUAGCAUCAUAAAACAUUUUGAUGAACAGCAUCUGUCCUGCGGCAUAUUUUCCUUGUAUGUGAAAUCCAAUGAAAAGCUAAGUUUUUAACCAAGAAAAGUUUUAUAAGGGUUAUGAAGAAGAUAAUUCUCUACUUCAGACCUUAACUGUUUUCACAUAGUAUCUUAAGAAUGAUUUUAUUUUAAAAAUGUUGAAACCAAACAAUUAAUUCUCAUCCAUAAUUGAAAGGCAGUACAGUGCUCAAAUCUUCUAGCUGCCAUAUUAUUUUUUAUAAGUACCACUAAAUCUUUAAGACAAAAUGCUUGCCAGACAUCGGCAUGUAUUUUUGACAUUCAAGAAAACAGUAUCCUAUUGUGCGCACAUGCACACACACACACACACACACAAAAGUCAGUGUCAUAUUUAUAUCAAGGUGUUACAUUUGAAUAUUAAUAUCCCCUGGAGGCUAUUUUUUUAAUCUUAAACUUAAUAAAUAUAAUAUUGAGUAAUCUAAAAUGAAAGUUUUAAA